Messenger RNA from Penicillium cataractarum, 1734 nucleotides. Its product is annotated as putative AMP-binding domain protein. The transcript is spliced from 5 exons. The record is from RefSeq and is a predicted model, not a curated record. Lineage: Eukaryota; Fungi; Ascomycota; Eurotiomycetes; Eurotiales; Aspergillaceae. Bases 1 to 1734 code for a protein of 577 amino acids.
AUGUCCAGUGUUACGUCCCGACUAUCGGGCCUGCUGGGCCAUUUGACAGGGUCUCCGGCGCCAGCUCCUUUCGAGCAUCGCAUCAACCAUCACACGCUCUCACCGACAUUUUUCCUUCCUCGAGCGGCAGCAAUUGAACCGAAUGCCGAGGCAAUUUACCAUGUUACCGCAAACAACAAAAUCCUACGUCGAACUUACAGCGAGACCGCAGACCGCGCACGCGGUCUGGCAUAUUUCUUGAAGAAGAAGGGAUUCCGCAGAGUCGGCAUUCUUUGCCCAAAUACUCCGGCGUUCUUGGAAUCGAUAUUUGGCAUUGCCGCGGCCGGUGCGGUUAACGUUGCUGUCAACUACCGCCUAAAGCAAGAUGACAUCGCCUAUAUCUUUGACCACGGCGAUGUAGACGUGAUCAUUGUGGACCAGGAAUUUGUCCCCCUCCUUGAAACCUACCGGUCGCAACAUCCUAACGUUCCGAUUAUCUUGGAUACUGAUACCGAUGCCACCGAAGGCGAAUUGACGGGUCCCUUUGACGAUGCAGUGCUAGAAGGCUUGAAACACGACUCGGAGACCGGGGCACAGGGCUGGGCGGGUCUCGAAGCUCAAGCCGCCGAUGAAGAAUCCUUAAUUGCAUUGGCUUAUACCAGCGGCACUACCGCUAGACCUAAAGGUGUUGAAUAUACCCAUCGAGGCUGUUAUCUGGCAGCUUUGGGCAAUAUCAUCGAGUCUGGGUUGAAUUCCCACCAGGGACGGGCCAAGUAUUUGUGGACAUUGCCCAUGUUCCAUGCGAUGGGAUGGACCUUCCCGUGGGCAAUUACUGCGGUCCGUGGCACACACUAUUGUCUCCGCAAGAUCGACUACCCCGAGAUUUGGCGCCUACUGAAAGAAGAGCAUAUUAGCCAUUUCAACGCGGCACCGACAGUCAACACACUUCUGUGCAAUGCGAAAGAAGCCGAACGGCUUCCCGAGCCAGUUCGGGUUACUGUGGCAGCUAGUCCACCUACACCUCACCUUUUCGAGCAAAUGACCAACCUGAAUCUCCAUCCGGUGCACGUUUACGGCAUGACGGAGACGUAUGGACCGAUCACCAAGGGAUACUACCUCCCAGAGUGGGAUACUAUCCCGUUGAAAGAGAAAUACCAGAAGAUGGCCCGGCAGGGCCAUGGCUUCAUCACCAGUCUGCCCGUGCGGGUAAUCCAGACCGAGGUGCCCGAAGAUACGAUCACCGACGUCAAGCGAGAUGGCAAAGAGAUCGGUGAGAUCGUGUUCUUCGGAAACAUCUGCGCCAAGGGAUACUAUAAGGACCCCGAGGCGACUCGGAAGCUCUUUGCGGGCGGGGUGUUGCACUCGGGGGAUCUGGCUGUUUGGCAUCCCGAUGGUGCAGUCCAGAUUCUCGAUCGCUCCAAGGAUAUCAUUAUUAGUGGUGGCGAGAAUAUCUCUUCCGUGGCAUUGGAGUCGAUGCUCGCCACGCAUCCCGACAUUCUCGAGGCCGGCGUCGUGUCCGUUCCCGACAGCCACUGGGGAGAGCGACCGAAGGCAUUCAUCACGGUCAAAGAGGGCAAGAGUCUAGAGGGGGCUGAUGUGAUCAACUGGGCUCGGAAUGCCAGUGACAUCAGCAAGUUCAUGAUCCCACGUGAGGUCGAGGUCGUGGCGGAGUUGCCCAAGACUAGCACGGGCAAGAUUCGAAAGAACGUGCUGCGCGAGUGGGUGAAGGGAUCCGAUCGAAAUGUUGGGAACUGA